Cylicostephanus goldi is the source of this 270-nucleotide messenger RNA. Lineage: Eukaryota; Metazoa; Nematoda; Chromadorea; Rhabditida; Strongylidae. The record is from the annotation of a GenBank genome assembly.
AUGAACAUCCCGUUUAGAUCUGCGUCCAGUGAGGGUCGUGGUUCAAGAGUUGACGACACUUUGAUUGAUCUUCUGAUGCGUGCUCAAAGCCAACGUAUGAAUGAGCAGCGUUCCGAAUUGGCGUCUGUUCGGAAAAGCUCCAUCAGCUCAGAGGACAAAGCGACAGCCACCACUCCUGAAGACGACGUGUCUGCCUUGGUCAUGCGCAUGCAGGCUGGGCGUUUUGAGGAGCAGCGUGCUCAUCUACACACUCAAAAUGAAAAUGCUUGA